GUUGGAAAUAGUGGUUCACACUGACAUAAAUGUUCACGAAGUUACUUUUUCAAUGUACGCUUAAAUAUUUAUUUAUUUUAUUUUAUUUUUUGGCAAGAACAAUCUACGCUUAAAUAUUUAUAAAAUCGAACUUUUAAUAUGCAGAACAUUUCGAUUUAGGGUUAAUUUUGGACAGCUUCACUGUCAAAUUGGGAUCAAAAUGCAGAGUCGAUUCGUAUGAAAAUCUAGAAACGGUUAACAAGGGAGCUGAAGAACUCAAUUAAAGCAGGUUCAAUUCUACAUUUUUCAUUCCAAACUCCGUAAUUUCCAGAAUUCCAGUCCGAAAGUUUCUAAAUCAGGCAACUCAAUCUGAAAUAAGUAGAGAGAUUCCGGCGAGAAAAUGGGUGGCGACUUGUUUGGCGACUUACCGCCUCCUACUUAUCAUUCAUCUCCUUCUCAAGAACAAUCUCUUCAACUUCACAAAUCUGUCAAAAUCAAUGAAAUUAAUACUACUAAGGACUCAAUUCCCCUCCCUCCACCUCCUCUUAAAAGCGCCUUAAAAAGCGCCCUUAAACGACCCGUCCCUCCGGAAUUGACCUCCCCAAAUGAUAAUGGAUCUAAAAAGAAAUUGAGCUUUAAAACCACUACGGAUGCAUCUGUAUCGCAAAUUGUGGAGGCCAUGCAAAAGAUAGCAUCACAUAUUGGGAACCCUGCUAAGUUCAACAAAGCUUCAAAUUUGGCUAUACAGUUGAUUGAGGCUGGAAGUGUCAUACCUGAAACAGCUGAUCAAUUUUUCGCCUUGCUGGAAGCAGCAAUGCUUUCGCCUGCUUCUUGUAAUGAUGCUUCUGUUCGAUCAGAUUAUCAUGCAUUGUUUUCGGUUGCACAAGAUGCAAAAGAAUGUCUGAAUAAGAAGCAGAAGAAUCGGCUAACUGCGUGGACUAUCCAUGCCGUGGUGGCAAAUGACCUGUUUACUGAUGAUAGCUUUGUGUUCUCAAAAGCAGCUGGGCGUAUCAAAGAUUUGAUAUCCAAUCUUCCUGUUGCAACGAAGGAAGAAGAUGCCAAGGAAGCUGCAGCUCUGCAAGAUGAGAAAGAACGGGCAAGUAAAGACAUUGGGUCAGAUCAAGAGACAAUUUCUAACAAGAGUACCCUGGAAGAAGAAUCUGAUCCUUUUGGGCUUGAUGCUCUUAUCUCGAGUAAACCGAAAAAAAUUGACAAAGCUAAAGAGAAACAAGAGGAGGAAGUAGAGGAGAUGGUAUUCCUGAAGCUUCAAAGAGAAGCCUUAAUAAACUGUUUGGAGAUUGCCGCUAAGCGAUAUAAAAUCCCAUGGUGUCAAACCGUCAUCGACAUACUCGUGAAACAUGCCUAUGAUAAUGUAUCGAGGUUUACUUGUCAACAAAGGGAUGCCAUCGGGAAACUGUGGACUUCAAUACGGGAUCAACAUACUCGUAGGAAACAAGGGAAGUCUGUUUCUGGUAAGCUUGAUGUGACUGCCUUUGAAUUUCUUCAGGAGAAGUACUCGAAUGAGAAGAUUAGCAUUCGACGUGCUGUUGGGGGUAAUGGUGAACGCCGUUGUCAACAAUGGCUCGGUUGAUCUGAUUUAUAAUUCUAGUAGCCUGUAUCUUUUACACUAAAUUGGUUUUCGCUAUUUGAAAUGUAGCCCUGCUCAAUGAGAGGAUAGACUGUACUCUUCAACUGUAUAUACUGUAAUUUUAGUUGUAUUACAUUUCUGAUUUUAGCCUUAUUUUUCGGAGUCA
This is a messenger RNA of Amaranthus tricolor (Joseph's coat), 1733 nucleotides long. RefSeq lists its product as uncharacterized. NCBI's taxonomy places the organism in Eukaryota, Viridiplantae, Streptophyta, Magnoliopsida, Caryophyllales, Amaranthaceae. The transcript is spliced from 5 exons. The coding region runs from base 380 to 1570 and encodes 396 amino acids. The record is from RefSeq and is a predicted model, not a curated record.